UCUUCUGUUGAAGAUCGAACACAAUGGAGGCGGAGCGGGCGGGAGGCGGAGAAGCAAAAGAAGGGGAAGAUCCAAGCACUCCCAAACCCUCGCUCUUUCCUCUCUUCCCCCUCCCAUCGAACUCUUCUCCUUCCGAUCCGCCCUUCUCCAGUGGUUCCCAGUGGCUCGCCAACACCAGCUUCACCUUCGACGUCUCCUCCCUUGUCGGAAGCGGUGCCGGGGAUGCUCUUCGCGAGGAGCCGGCAAACCUGGACUCGGACGAUGAGGUCCCCGCAGCCGCGCGGCCUCCUCCGCCAUCCUACGACCUCGUGCCGUCCUCGCCGUCGGUCACUUCCUCGGAGGACGAGCGGCGCUCGAAGCGCAAGGCGAGGAGGAAGAAGAGGAAGAGGGAAAGAGAGGGGGUAGGUGAUGGUGCUCCGAGGAAGUCAGCGGUUCGAUCGUGGUCUGGAUCGGUCAUGAAGCCCGUAAAGGAUUACUAUUUCGAUGCUGAUGGUGACAAGGACAAUUUGGCUUUUGGAUCCCUUUACAGAAUGGACAUCGCUCGAUAUAAGACUCAGAAUUAUGGUGAAUCCACUGGGACUAACUUUUGGGCAUUAUAUCACUUGAGAACUUCAGCUCUGGAUAUGAAUAAUGAGGGAGAUAAUGAUGCUCUAGGCAACAAGCAAAAAUCACAAGGCCGAUAUUAUUCAGCCAAAUUUACUAUGAUCGAAAGGAAUAAGGCUUUUAGGAAUAUUAAGUUUGUCAAUAAGAUAUCUUCAGUGAUGCCUGAAGAUUUUCUUCCUCUGCCAGAAUCUCAUUCUUCCGCUGAAAAUGGUCCUUCUGUAAAUAAUGAGCUUGAGGAGUCUUGGGAAGAUGAAAUGAUUCGAAAAACAAGAGAGUUCAACAGAAUCUCCAGGGAUCGUCCUAAUGAUGAAAAAGUUUGGCUAUCCUUUGCUGAGUUUCAGGAUAAGGUUGCAAGCACUCUAACUAAAAAGGCAGCUCGAUUGCAGAUGCUCGAAAAGAAAGUUAGCAUACUGGAGAAAGCAGUGGAGUUUAAUCCAAAUAGUGAGGAACUAUUACUUUGUCUUUUGAAGACUUAUCUAAAUAGGGAUACCAUUGAUAUCGCCAUGGAAAAAUGGGAGAAAAUACUCAUCCAGCAUUCUGACAGUUGUAAAUUGUGGAAAGAAUUUCUACUUUUCUGUCAAGGAGACUUUUCUCAAUUUAAGGUUUCUAAAAUAAGGAAAUCUUAUGCUCAUGCAAUCCAAGCUUUAUCUGCAGCCCUUGACAAACAACGUAGGCAGGGAUCUGCAAGUUUACAGUCAGUUGAUUCUUCUUUUGUUCAACUAGAACUUGGUCUGGUUGAUAUUUUUCUAAGCUACUGUAGGUUUGAGUGGCAAGUAGGUUACCAGGAAUUAGCGACUGGUUUAUUUCAAGCUGAAAUGGAAUACAGCUUGUUUUGCCCAUCCUUGGUUCUCAGUUCAAAUAGUAAGCAAAGACUCUUUGAACACUUUUGGAAAAGCAAUGCUGCCAGAGUUGGCGAAGAUGGUGCAUUGGGUUGGUCAUCCUGGCUUGAAAAAGAUGAACAGACUAGGCAGAACAUUAUGGGGGAGGAUACUACCGCUCAGAAUGAAGCUGGAGGCUGGACUGGUUGGUUUGAACUUUCAUCAAAACAUAAUACCACAAGCAGAGAACCAGAAAUAUCAGCAGAUCCAGAUGUAGAUGAUACAGCAGCCGAAAUGAACCUUGACUUUGAAGAGAACCUUGACUCUGAAGAGAUUCCUCCAGCAGAUGAUGUUGAAACAUUGCUAAAAAAACUUGGGAUCGACAUAGAUGCUGAGCCAAAUAAUGAGGUCAAAGACUCAGAAACUUGGAAUAGAUGGUCAAAGGAGGAGUUGAUAAGGGAUGAUGAGCAGUGGAUGCCUGUUCAUGAAAAUCCUGAUGAAACUGGAAUGGUGGCUUCCCCUCAUUCUAACGAUAAUUCAGGCAAGGAUGAUGGUGAACAACUUUCAAGAGUUAUCCUCUUUGAAGAUGUCUGUGAUUACCUAUUCUCUUUGUCCUCAAAGGAGGCACAUCUGUCCUUAGUGUGCCAAUUCAUUGAUUUCUACGGAGGCAAGAUUUCUCAAUGGACAAACACUAACAAAUCAACCUGGAUCGAGCGAAUUCUCAGCUUAGAGGCAGUACCACAUGCUAUUUUAGAUGAUCUGAGGAUUAUUUUUCAACUGGUAAAUAAGCAACAAGAUUCAAGUCAUUUCAUGUUGGAGACUCUCUUAAGCCACACAAGUACCUCAUCAAAAACUAACAUGAUGAAGUUCCUUCGAAAUGCAAUAUUACUUUGUCUUGAUGUUCUUCCACGAAAUCAUAUGUUACAAGAAGCACUGCUUUUUGCUGAAGAGUUCUUCAGGUCCAACAUGAACUCUUCUACUCGUUCAAUCAAUCCAUCACGAGCUCUAGCCAAAAGCUUAUUGAAGAAAGAUCGACAGGACUUGCUACUUUGUGGUGUCUAUGCACAAACUGAAGCUAAGUAUGGGAAUAUGGAUAUGGCAAGGAAAAUAUUUGACAUGGCAUUGUUGUCUAUGGAUGCGUUGCCUAUGGAUCUUCAGGAAAAUAUUCCGCUUCUGUACUUCUGGUAUGCAGACAUGGAAAUAGCUAGGUCCACUUCUAAUAGCAAUUCUGAGUUAUCCUCUCAGCGUGCUAUUCAUAUUUUGUCUUGCUUAGGAGGCAAUGUCAAGUAUACUCCUUUUAGUAGUCAACCAUCUCCGGUUCAAAUCUUGAGAGCACGUCAAGGAUUCAAAGAACUGAUUAAAAGCCUACGACCUGUGUGUGCUCGUGGUUCUAUAGGGGAACAAUCACUUGCUAUUAUUUGUGCAGCUUCUUUGUUUGAGAUUUUAACCAAUGAUUGGUUCACUGGCAUUCAAGUUAUAGAGGAAGCCUUCUCAAUGGUACUUCCAGAAAGAAGAAGCCAGAGCUUGCAACUUGAAUGUCUGUGGGUUUAUUAUAUUAAAAUGCUUGAACGGCAUAAGCAAUUGAAUUUCUCACGGGUGUGGAAGACGACAACACAAGGAUAUCAAACAUAUCCUUAUAAUCCAAAAUCUUUUAGAGCCAUACUACAAGUGAGCUACCUCUAUAAUGUGUCCAGCAAAGUAAGACGGAUAUUUGAUGAAUGUUGUCAAAGGUAUCCAUCUGUGAUUAUGUGUCUUUUUGCGCUGGCGUUUGAAAUUGGUGCGGCCGGUUCAUAUCACAGAAUCCAUAGUCUUUUUGAGAGAGCACUAGCUAAUGAAAAAUUACAGAAGUCUGUGCUAUUAUGGCGAUGCUACUUGGAGUAUGAAGCAAAUAUAGCACAUAACCUGUCAGCAGCAAGACGAAUUUUCUUUAGAGCUAUUCAUGCAUGUCCUUGGUCAAAAAGGUUAUGGCUGGAUGGAUUUCAGAAACUAAGCAACGUCUUGUCCGCAAAGGAGUUAUCUGAUCUCCAAGAAGUCAUGCGCGAUAAGGAGCUGAACCUGAGAACUGAUAUUUAUGAAAUCCUCUUGCAAGAUGAGAUGCCUUCAUGAUGAUGUCAUUUUUGCCACCACAAUGGCUGAAGAAGCUUUCUAGCAUUCUUCUUCUACUUCUGUGACAAUAGACCUGUAGAAAGUUUCCACCUCCAUGGAACAAUGGCCAUUAUACGAUUGGAUGCCGAGUGUGACUUGUUUAACCUGCGACUGGCACUUAAAUCUCUGCUCCCUUAGGUCUGCUGUUAAUCUGAUCGAUUGGUUUUUCAUGUGCACGAUUCACUUACUGUAAAUUAUCUGAGCAAUAUUGGAUAAAAGGUGUAGAUUUUACAAAAAUUUACAAGUUUUCUAAUCCUGUAAAAUUGUUUUCGAUGCCUCUAAUAGUUGUAGCAAGCUAGUUAUGUUGGCUUAUAUGAAAACUGGAUAAACCACUGUUACAAAAGAGUAUCAUAACUCUCUUGUUUUAAUCACCUCGCUUUGUUUCUUAUUAUAAACUUUUAA
Molecule: messenger RNA, 3968 nt
Organism: Zingiber officinale
Lineage: Eukaryota; Viridiplantae; Streptophyta; Magnoliopsida; Zingiberales; Zingiberaceae
Product: nuclear exosome regulator NRDE2-like
Exons: 11
Coding region: 24-3527 (1167 amino acids)
Biological process (GO): negative regulation of RNA catabolic process; RNA processing; regulatory ncRNA-mediated post-transcriptional gene silencing
Cellular component (GO): catalytic step 2 spliceosome
Molecular function (GO): protein binding
Source: RefSeq, a predicted model, not a curated record